UUUCACCCCUAACUGGAGGCUGCCACACUGUUCGCGUGUAUGUGUGCAUUGCGCAUUUCGUUGAUUUUAACAAAAUUUUAGCCUUCCAGCCGGCUGUGAUAGCCAAACCGUUGCCGUCACCGCACCGCAGAUCACGUGAGUCAACCGGGACAUGUACGCCACCAACAACGGUGGCACAAACAAGGCGCCAAACAGCAAUGCCAGCACGCUGUUCGAGAACACCAUAACCGUGACGCCAAUUAAGGUGGAGUUGGGCACAACGUAUGGCGCCGGAAAGCCACCCACACCGGCGCUACAACGAAGGACGCCCAAUGCCGUGGUGGUGACCACUAGUAAUCCGCAACAACAGCAGCAGCAGCAGCAGCAACAACAGCAUCAAACUGGUGCCGGAACCACCACUCUGAACCUGCCCAUGCAAGCCACCCUGGUCUCGAAUGCCUGCACCAUAAUGAAUCCCAGCCUGAGUGUGACUGUGAAUACCACCACCACUGGAGCCCUGGCCAAGGAACCGAAGGGUAAAGCAGCGCGGGCGCAGGUGGUACGGAAACCGCCGCCUACCAUCGACAACUUCUGGCCGAAUAUCGUGAACGAGGUGCAUGCAAUCGGGCAAGUGGACGCCAAGCAUCAAGUCUUGCCACUGGCGCGGAUCAAGAAGAUAAUGAAGCUGGACGAGAAUGCCAAGAUGAUAGCGGGCGAGGCGCCGCUGCUGUUUGCCAAGGCGUGCGAAUACUUCAUCCAGGAGCUGACGAUGCACGCGUGGGUGCACACCGAGGAGAGCAGACGUCGCACGCUCCAGAGAUCGGACAUUGCCCAGGCGAUCGCCAAUUAUGAUCAGUUCGACUUCCUUAUUGACAUUGUGCCGCGCGAGGAGAUCAAGCCGUCGUCGGCGCAGAAGAGCAAGGAUGCGGGUGGAUCGAGUACGUCGAGCGGGAGUGCCACAGGAGUUACCUCAUCCACGUCGUCCGGCACCAGUGCCGGCGGUGUCGUCAGUUCUUCCGUCAAUGCAUCUGCAGCUUCGGUCACGGGAUCGGCUGGAGCCGCUGGGAAUUUCGUGGUCGGAGCCACUGCUGUACCUGCUGCCAAGAUGGAUACGGGUGGAGGAGCCACCGCUACAGAGGUACUAGGCUUUAGCACGGUCACGCCGGACCUGUUCGCCACGCAACUGCAGCAGCAGCAGCAGCAGCACGUCGCCCAGCAGCAACAGCAGCAACAACAACAGCAGCAGGCGCAUCCACAACAAGUGCAAAUAAUCCAGCAGGCCGGACACGGCGGCGCCCAGCAAUUGCAGUACUUUAUUGCGCUGCCGGGCCAGCAGACGGCACAGCCGGCCCAGAAUCAUCUGGCCAAUAGUCUGGGCCUCAACAUUGUGGCCGCCCAACAGCCCGCCCAGCAGCUGAUCCUCACCGCGGGCCCCAACGGCCAGCUAACUGCCACCCCAGCCCCCGCGGCCACGGUGCAGCAACAACAGACGGCCCUGCUCCAGAAUCUCGCCCAGCAGCAGCAACAGCAACAGCAGGCCCAGCAGCAACAGCAGCAGAUCCAAUUGCUCCAGCAGGUGGUCACUCCCACGGGGGAACUGACCAAUGUCCCGAUUGCAAUCAAUGCCAACCACUUGCAUCUGCUCCGGUUGCAGAUGCAGCAACAACAACAGCAGCAACAGCAACAACAGCAGCAGCAACAACAACAGCAGGUGAUAAUACCGACACAGUUGCUGACGGCACAACAGAUACUCCAAUUGGGCGGAGCACCCGCUACCGUUGGACAGCAGCAGGCGCAGGUUCAAGUCCAGCAGCAGCAGCCACAGGUGCAAGUUCAAGUCCAACAGCAGCAUCCAAAUCUCAGUCAGGGCAAUGCCAGUGCCACGCCCAUUUUUAUAAAUUCAACAGCGACACAGCAAGUGGCGCAACAGCAGGCGCAGCAACAGCAACAACAACAACAACAGGCGCAACAGCAACAACAACAACAACAACAACAGCAGCAGCAACAACAACAACAACAGAGCAACAUGGCCGGGGAAAGGACACUAACCGGAGGAUUUCGGUAAAAGGAGCUCGCGCUGAGCGUGCACUGGUCGUGCAAUGGUAACCAUAUCGAGGCAUGGGUGGGAAAGGUCCAGCACAAUUUGUAUAAUAUAUAGUUUACGUUUGUAUAUCGGAAAGAAGAUUAUAUAUAUAGUUAGUGCUGUAAGUGUAGAAACGA
Messenger RNA from Drosophila bipectinata, 2199 nucleotides. It is a transcript of the gene Nf-YC, whose product is annotated as nuclear factor Y-box C. Lineage: Eukaryota; Metazoa; Arthropoda; Insecta; Diptera; Drosophilidae. Gene Ontology annotation, molecular function: DNA-binding transcription activator activity, RNA polymerase II-specific; protein heterodimerization activity; RNA polymerase II cis-regulatory region sequence-specific DNA binding. The record is from RefSeq and is a predicted model, not a curated record. Gene Ontology annotation, biological process: regulation of transcription by RNA polymerase II. Gene Ontology annotation, cellular component: CCAAT-binding factor complex; nucleus.